Molecule: messenger RNA, 3750 nt
Organism: Malania oleifera
Lineage: Eukaryota; Viridiplantae; Streptophyta; Magnoliopsida; Santalales; Ximeniaceae
Product: phospholipase D zeta 1
Exons: 20
Coding region: 212-3559 (1115 amino acids)
Biological process (GO): phospholipid catabolic process; intracellular signal transduction; phosphatidic acid biosynthetic process
Cellular component (GO): plasma membrane
Molecular function (GO): D-type glycerophospholipase activity
Source: RefSeq, a predicted model, not a curated record
ACCAUCCGGAAGUCCCCAUGCUAAAAGCCAACCCAAAGUUUGCUUCUCUUCCAGAGGAGACGUUAAGAAAAUCCGCGACCAACAACCUCCGUCUCCCUUUCUCGCGCUCUCUCUCCGAUCUCGAAACGAACUGAAUUGUUUGUGUGUUGAUUCGUGACUCGCGUGGAUCGGAGUGCAGAGAAGGAGGUCUGUGAUUUGCGUGCGCAAUAGAAUGGCAUCGGAAGACUUAAUGGCGGGGGGUGGACCCCGGUACUUUCAAAUGCAAUCGGAGCCGUCGCCGGGGAUGACGUCCUCCUUCUUCUCUUUCCGUCAGAGCCCGCCGGAGUCGUCUCGAAUCUUCGACGAACUGCCUAAGUCCACCAUCGUGUCUGUGUCCCGGCCCGACGCCGCAGAUAUCAGCCCCCUGCUCCUCUCCUACACGAUUGAGUUUCAAUACAAACAGUUCAAGUGGUGCUUACAGAAGAAAGCUUCACAAGUAUUCUAUUUACACUUUGCAUUGAAGAAGCGUGUAUUUAUUGAGGAAAUUCAGGAGAAGCAGGAGCAGGUUAAAGAAUGGCUACAGAGCCUAGGAAUUGGAGAUCAGACAGCAGUUGUCCAAGAUGAUGAUGAACCUGAUGAAGAAACUGGUUUGUUACAUCAAGAUGAGAGUGUUAAAAGCAGAGACGUUCCAUCUAGUGCAGCUCUGCCAAUCAUUAAGCCAGCUUUGGGAAGGCAACAAUCAAUUUCAGACAGAGCUAAGUCAGCAAUGCAAGGGUAUUUGAAUCACUUUCUGGGGAACAUGGAUAUUGUGAACUCCCGAGAGGUUUGCAAGUUUUUGGAGGUUUCUAAGCUAUCAUUCUCACCAGAGUAUGGGCCUAAGCUGAAAGAAGAUUAUGUUAUGGUGAAGCAUCUGCCAAAACUCCCAAAGGCUGAUGGUUCUAGAAACUGCUGUGGAUGUUCUUGGUUUGAUUGUUGUAAUGACAACUGGCAGAAGGUGUGGGCUGUAUUGAAACCUGGAUUCUUGGCCUUUCUGGAAGAUCCUUUUGACACAAAGCCGCUAGACUUAAUUGUUUUUGAUGUUCUACCCGCCUCAGAUGGGAAUGGGGAAGGCCGAGUGUCAUUAGCAAAAGAAAUAAAGGAGCGGAACCCUUUGCGUCAUGCAUUUAUCGUGGCUUGUGGGAACAGGAGCAUCAAGUUAAGAACUAGAAGUAAUGCUAAAGUUAGAGACUGGGUUGCUGCUAUUAAUGAUGCUGGACUUAGGCCUCCUGAGGGCUGGUGCCAUCGCCACCGCUUUGGUUCUUUUGCACCUCCAAGGGGUUUGACUGAUGAUGGUAGUCAGGCUCAAUGGUUUGUAGAUGGUCGAGCAGCAUUUGAUGCCAUUGCUUCAUCAAUUGAGGAAGCAAAAUCUGAGAUAUUUAUUUGUGGUUGGUGGGUGUGCCCAGAACUGUAUCUGCGGCGUCCUUUCCAUUCCCAUGCUUCUUCUCGGCUCGAUGCUUUGCUGGAAGCAAAAGCUAAGCAAGGGGUUCAGAUUUACAUUCUUCUUUACAAAGAGGUUGCCCUUGCUUUGAAAAUCAAUAGUGUAUAUAGCAAGAGAAAGCUUCUUAGCAUCCAUGAGAAUGUGAGAGUGUUGCGUUAUCCCGACCAUUUCUCUAGUGGUGUUUAUCUGUGGUCCCACCAUGAAAAACUUGUCAUCGUGGAUUACCAGAUUUGCUUUAUUGGAGGACUGGAUCUGUGCUUUGGUCGUUAUGAUACCUUGGAACACAAGGUAGGUGAUCAUCCACCUAUAAUAUGGCCUGGGAAGGACUAUUAUAAUGCAAGGGAAUCUGAACCAAAUUCUUGGGAAGAUACAGUGAAAGAUGAGCUGGAUCGCACAAAGUAUCCUCGUAUGCCAUGGCAUGAUGUCCAUUGUGCCCUCUGGGGACCACCAUGCCGUGAUAUAGCUCGACACUUUGUUCAGCGUUGGAACUAUGCAAAGAGAAAUAAAGCUCCAAAUGAGCAAGCAAUUCCACUACUUAUGCCUCAGCACCACAUGGUCAUUCCACAUUACUUGGGAAAGAGUAAGGAGAUGGAGAUUGGGAAUAAGAAUGCUGAAGACAACGUUGGAGAAAUUAGAAGGCAAGAUUCCUUUUCCUCUCGCUCAUCGACGCAAGAUAUCCCACUGCUUUUGCCUCAGGAAGCUGAUGGGAUCAACACUUCUAAUGAAGACACAACAUCCAAUGGAAUGGACUUGGCACAUAAUCUCAUUGACCGGCCAAGCAGGAUUAGAAGAAGUCUUUCUUUCUCAUUCCGGAAGUCCAAAAUUGAACCAGUUGGUCCGGAUAUGCCAAUGAAAGGCUUUGUAGAUGACCUUGAUUCCUUGUGUUUUCAAAGGAAAAGACCUUCAGAUGUGGUGGUGCAGCCCACCGUUAAACAUUUGGAUAAUGAGUGGUGGGAAACACAAGAGCGGGGUGAUCAAGUUGCUUCUGCAGAUGAAACUGGACAAGUUGGUCCGUGCACCUCAUGUCGUUGUCAGGUUAUUAGGAGCGUCAGUCAGUGGUCUGCUGGAACAAGUCAAACUGAAGAGAGCAUUCACAAUGCUUACUGCUCUCUUAUUGCAAAGGCAGAGCACUUUGUAUAUAUUGAGAAUCAAUUUUUCAUAUCAGGCUUUUCAAAAGAUGAGAUAAUACGAAAUCGUGUGUUACAAGCAUUGUAUGAGCGUAUUACCCGAGCGUACAAUGAGAAGAAGUGUUUCAGGGUUAUUAUUGUCAUACCUCUUUUGCCUGGAUUCCAGGGGGGCCUGGAUGAUGGUGGUGCGGCAUCUGUGAGGGCCAUAAUGCAUUGGCAGUAUAGAACCAUUUGCAGAGGGCAUAAUUCAAUUUUGCAGAAUCUUUGUGAACAUCUUGGUCCUAAAACAGAUGAUUACAUUUCUUUUUAUGGUCUUAGAAGUUAUGGCAGACUCUUUGAUGGAGGUCCUGUCGUCACCAGUCAGGUCUAUGUGCAUAGCAAAAUGAUGAUAGUUGAUGAUCGUAUAGUGCUGAUUGGAUCUGCUAAUAUUAAUGAUAGAAGUUUGCUUGGGUCAAGAGAUUCUGAGAUUGGUGUACUUAUUGAAGACCAAGAAUUAGUUGAUUCAUCUAUGGGAGCAAAGCCUUGGAAGGCUGGAAAAUUUGCUUCAAGUCUUCGCCUAUCACUUUGGUCUGAACACCUUGGUCUUCGUUCAGGAGAGAUCAAUCGAAUAUCUGACCCAGUAGUUGAUUCAACUUACAAAGAUAUAUGGGCGGCGACUGCAAAGACAAAUACAAUGAUCUACCAAGAUGUCUUUGCUUGCAUCCCUAAUGAUCUUAUACAUUCCAGGGCUUCACUGAGAAGUACCAUGGCCUGCUGGAGGGAAAACUUUGGCCACACUACGAUUGAUUUAGGUGUUGCUCCUCAGAAGUUAGAAUCAUAUCAGAAUGGGAAUGUCAAGGAAACCGACCCCAUGGAAAGACUGGAGUCAGUACGGGGACACCUUGUUUCUUUCCCAUUGAAUUUUAUGCGCCAAGAAGAUUUAAGACCCGUGUUCAAUGAGAGUGAGUACUAUGCAUCACCUCAAGUUUUUCAUUAGGUAUGAUGCUAUGGAGUUACUAAAGCUACAUUGAUUUGUCGGGCUGGCCCUGGUUUUUGCAUUAUAAUUGCCAGGGAAAUUCACACGUAUGCACAUGAGAGAGAGAGAGAGAGAGAGAGAGAUGUAUAUUUAACCAUUCCAUUGUUGUAUUAACUUUAUUAAUAAGAUUGUUUUCUUGAUGAUCUCCUCCA